Strongylus vulgaris is the source of this 237-nucleotide messenger RNA. The record is from the annotation of a GenBank genome assembly. Lineage: Eukaryota; Metazoa; Nematoda; Chromadorea; Rhabditida; Strongylidae.
AUGGGUAUAAAAGGAGAAGUGAAAAAAAUCCGCACUCUUUUCAUCUUCGAGAGAACCCGUAUUCACAUUGACAGCGUCGAAGAUUUGGGAGAUUUUAUGGAACUUGAGGUAUGUUUACGCGAUGAUGAGUCUGCUGCUGAUGGUGAACGUGUAGCAAAUGAUAUCAGACAAAAGCUAGGUAUUGAGAAUGAAGAUCUACUUGAAGGAGCUUAUAUGGACAUGCUCAACAAAAGCUAA